AUGGAUUGGGCUUUAAAGGCUGCCAAAAAGAAGCUCAAGAACCAAACGGGUGGUUCGCGAUCUAUUGUGGAAUCACUCAAUGAGUUCAAUGAUGUCAUGCUGAAAGGGCAUAAGGAAAUCGAAGAUGUGUUUUAUAGGAGUAACGACUGGCUUAAUAUGGAAAUGGCUAAGCUUGGAUUCCCCAGAGGUGAGUCUAUCACUGCAGCACCCGUAAGCCCUGACAAGAGCGUUGUCAAUGAUGAUCAACCUGAGCAUGAGACAGAUGAAGCACACAAUGAAGAUACGCGUAGCAAUGAAACUGAGAUACGAAGUGGUGAUCAUGAUCAAGAAACUGGAAUGAAUACUGUUUCAGCUAAUGCAACAAAUCAGGAACCCGUGUCAGUUGGCUCUCGGAAUGAGCUUCGAGGUUCAAGGCAGACACAAAUCGAGGAUCAAGAUAACAAUCAUACAAAUGUUCAGCAGCAGUUAAUCCUUCAACCCGCUAUAACGCCGAAAAGUCUCCUAGGAGAUGAUACGGGUCGAGUAUUGAUUAAUUCUUCUUCGAUCAAGAGAGCUUCUCGUGAGUCUUCUGUCACCAAGUCAUUCCCUUGGCCGGUACAAAGGGAUGCAAAGGAUUUCACAGCAACAAAUGAAAUUAAAGCUCCACCUACUAAGGACAAUGAGAUUACAAACGAGGGAAAUCAAAUUCCUUCCGCUGCAGAUGACAAAGUUCAUUUGAGUUCGGUGACUAAAACAAUUCGCGAUCGUUCCCAGAGACGAUCCAACAUGUUUGCACCCUUACCAAGCAAAGAUCCGUUAAUAGUUCAACCAACUCCAAGUCAGCAUAAGAGGAAAAUCAAUGGGCCGACGACUCUCCCGAUCCAUCAAGAAAAGAAACUGAAAGUCUCCCCAUUGCAUAUCCCUGCCAAUAGCUCAGAAUCAAGGUUGAAAUCUCCUCGUUAUCAAGGAAACGUUUUCGAACGGCUUUCCAAUAAUUUAACUGAAUCAUUUGAAAGAAAAGCUGCUGAUCGAAGAGCCGCUUCUCCUGUCCGAAACAAGAGAAGUACCACAUCACCAACGAGAUCUCAAAGGUCAGGUGCCUCUAUUCACGGAUCUCCCACCAGUCGAAAACUCUCGCAAAAUAAUUCGCAUACGGAAAGGAUUCACCAUACUCUGAAGAAUAUAUUCGAUUCUAAGAUUCCCCAAUUAGCUAAACAUAACAAGAAAGAACCACAACCUCUGCGAAGAAGAGUAUCUAACCUCAUUGAUAGAUCGAAGCCCACGGAAAGAAAGUCUUUAAUACCAAGAAUCAAAGAACUUACACCAGUAAAAGGUUUAAUCAGGGAAAAUAUAACACAAUCAAAUGAAACCAACAACAUUCGUGCUAAGAAGCAGCUUCCAGAGGAAGUAUCGCAGCCUCCUGUAAUACCACAGUUAUCCACUCAUAAAUCAACGUCUAUCUCUCCUACAUCAUCUGAUCAAAGAACCAAUUCGCACGAUAGAUUGACCAGAUUCCAGCUAAUUACUGGCAGUUCAAGCAACAAACAAGAGAAAGACACGCUAAAGCAAAAAUUGAAUAAGCGGUUGAGUGAAGUGAUGCGUAACCAGCAAGAGCAACAAAUGCGGAAAAAGUAUGAACUCCAACAGAGGAGGAUUUCUCAGGCAGAUGAGGAUACUAAAAGAAGAACAAAGAUUCUUUUAGAUCGUAACAACGCAACAUUACCGCCACUCUCUAAAUCUGCCAGUACAAAUUCCAUGUUACAUGAUAUCAAUACAGUUGAUUAUAGGGAAUAUAUCGGCGCACCACCAAAAACGGAAAGAACUUCCAACGAUGUUACUUUACCUGAAAUCAUUUCUGAUGAUGAAGGUAAUAACCAAGUAGAGCGGACACUGACUUCGUGGGCUGAGCCAGAAAAACUAAAGCAACAAUUGUUGUUGCAACAAAAUUGGGAUAUAGAGCAAAUAUUAGGCCCCAUUCCACCGCUACAUAUCGAUGAGAUCUUUCAAACUAGCACUUCAAGACUACAAAAACUUAAGAAAAGGUAA
Molecule: messenger RNA, 2025 nt
Organism: Kluyveromyces lactis
Lineage: Eukaryota; Fungi; Ascomycota; Saccharomycetes; Saccharomycetales; Saccharomycetaceae
Gene: SLI15
Product: Sli15p
Exons: 1
Coding region: 1-2025 (674 amino acids)
Source: RefSeq, a predicted model, not a curated record